This is a messenger RNA of Dissoconium aciculare CBS 342.82, 658 nucleotides long. RefSeq lists its product as uncharacterized. The record is from RefSeq and is a predicted model, not a curated record. Bases 91 to 558 code for a protein of 155 amino acids. NCBI's taxonomy places the organism in Eukaryota, Fungi, Ascomycota, Dothideomycetes, Mycosphaerellales, Dissoconiaceae. The transcript is spliced from 2 exons.
AGUAGGACUACUGCACUGGGCUGCACUGUUCCGUACUGUGCUGCACCCACACCAGAGACCAGAGCUGUCGUCCUGGAUGCCCAACGACGCAUGUGGCGCUUCUUUUCUUCCGCACUUUGUCUAGAUCCACCGCGUCCAGAGAAGUUUUCUCGAGAGGAACCAUCACUCUUGCCAAGACCAAGAACAUUCAGCACCUACACAUCUCUCGACGUCCUACAUAGAAAGCCAUCCUUCUACCGCCGCUCUCCUUGCCCAGGCCGAGAUAACCCCGUCGAUAGCCACCACUAUAUCAUACACUGCCCAGAAAGAGAGAGUCGCUGUAACCACUGUUCGACAUCGGACCGGUACGCGUUCUGUGAGACGGAUCACAGACAACAAAGUCGGGUUCCUGGGCACAUCGCCGCCAUCCAGCCCUCCACAGCGUCCGUUCAGGACGUUGCCAACUCCCCUCCCCUCAUUGCGGCUGGCGAAAGCCAGCGUGUCGCGUACUCCCCGCAGUGUCACAGCUAUAGGUCUGGCCAUCGGAUCAGUGAGACAACUCGACGCUCCACCGAGUGAUUUCCGAUUGACUGCCGGUCUUCGUCAGCCUUGCACGGACAAGGGAAGCGGAGAUGGUGAACGUCGAAAUCCCGACCAAUUAUACCAAUUCGCCGUCCUC